This is a messenger RNA of Drosophila mojavensis, 2533 nucleotides long. RefSeq names its product paired box protein Pax-6 (gene Pph13). The record is from RefSeq and is a predicted model, not a curated record. Bases 643 to 1839 code for a protein of 398 amino acids. NCBI's taxonomy places the organism in Eukaryota, Metazoa, Arthropoda, Insecta, Diptera, Drosophilidae. Gene Ontology annotation, biological process: regulation of transcription by RNA polymerase II. Gene Ontology annotation, molecular function: DNA-binding transcription factor activity, RNA polymerase II-specific; RNA polymerase II transcription regulatory region sequence-specific DNA binding. The transcript has 3 exons.
UUUCUAGCAGCCCCAAGGGGUAGGUGCUAAGUGUGCGUAUGUAUGUGUGUGCGCUAGUAUGUGUGUGAGUGUGUGUGUGGCAGCUAGUUGUGGGGCUUCACUGUAUGACGAGAAAGUCGCGCAAACGCCAAUCCACCCAGCGGUUCGUCAGUUGAAUGCGCGUCGUUGCUCCGUACGGUGGGGCGCAGUUAUAUAUAGAAUAUAUACGUAUUUAUAUAUAUAUAUUAUCAUCUAUAUAUAUAUAUAUAUAUGUGCGCUUACAGUUGGACAUGCACUGGCAGGCACGUGCAAGCGCUGCUCAAACUGUUUGCGUGAAGGAGUUAAAGGCCAGGACGAUUGCCAAAAAUAUUUCCAGCGAAAUCAAAGUUUCGUGCUGCUGUUGUUGUUGAUGGUGGAGCGCGUACAGUUAUCCGCUUGACUUGGUGCAGGGGCGGAAGCCCUAGUUGUGUUGCCCCCUUGUUCUUGUUGCUGUUGUCGCUGGAAAUCGUUAAAAAGCAUAGAAAAGUUGCGACUAUGUCACGAAUUGCCGUCGACUAAAAAAACAAAAACCCAAAUAAUAAAAAAAAAAAAAAACACUCCCGCUUGAACAGCAAAGAGAGAACCGUAGAGCAAGCCGCAGACCAGUUGGCACUCAGGAUACGCAUGGACAAAGGCACAAUGAAGCGCAAGCAGCGUCGAUACAGAACCACAUUCAAUACACUGCAGCUGCAGGAGCUGGAACGCGCCUUCCAGCGCACUCACUAUCCGGACGUAUUCUUUCGCGAGGAGCUGGCCGUGCGCAUCGAGCUGACGGAGGCACGCGUCCAGGUCUGGUUUCAGAAUCGUCGAGCCAAGUGGCGCAAGCAGGAGAAGAUGGGCGGCGAGUAUGAGAAGGGCGCCGGACUCGAGCUGGACGUGGCAUUCGAUGAUAGCGCCGUGCUGGGCCAACUGGACAGCGCACUGGCAGCUAGCGGUGGCACAUUGCUGCCGGAUACGCCGCCGCAGUCUUCCAAUUCGCUGGACAACGAGCUGAAGGCGCCCUUUGGCACCGGCUGUGUCUCGCCCUCCCGGCUGUCGCCCAACAUCUUUCUCAAUCUGAACAUUGAUCACUUGGGCCUGGAGCGUGGCGGCAGCGGCCUGUCCAUGGAGUGGUCCACCUACCCGCCGUCCAUAACUACCGCGCAUACCACACACCAGCAUCAGCAGGAGCAGGAGCAGGAGCAACAGCAGCAACAACAGCAGCAGCAACAACAAUUGCAGCAGCAGCAGCAGCAAUCGGAGCAGCAACAGGUCUGCACGUUGCAGCAUCAGGCGCUGGCAAGCGCCUUUGGCGCCUCUCUCGAUCUGGAUCUGAACGAUGGCUCCUCGGCCUACGAUGAGAUGAAGUUUCUCAGUGUGGAUCAGUUCACGAUCGACAGCUUCAAGGCGGACUGCAUACUCAGCAUGGAGCACAGCCUGGCGCUGGAUGACAAGCAGCAUCAUCAUCAGCAGCAGCAGGAGCAGGAGCAGCCGCCGCAUUCGCUGACCAAUUCGACAUCCUUCGAGUCGCAGGACAAUGCUGCACUGCACUCGCUCUGCCUGGACGGCAUGGGCGUUGGCUUCGGGGGCCUCUCGCUGCUCUCCUCCCACGUUGCAGACGUUGGGGCUGAAACGGCGCCCAAGUCGCCGCCAUCGCUGCUGGUGCUGGACAAGACGCUGCCCUCGCUGAGCAUCGGUGUGGACGGCAUCAGUGAGCUGGUGGAGCAGCUUCAGCAGCAUCAGCAACAGCAACAGCACCAGCACCAACACCAACACCAGCAUCAUCAUCAUCAUCAGCAUCAGCAUCAGGAUGUUGGUGUGGGCGGCAGCAAUAUAGUCUAAUCGCGAAAUUUGGAUUAAUUUAGGUGAAUUCAUUACACAUAGUUCAUGUUGUACGUGUCUAGCUAUAAUUUUUGGAUCCAAAUGCUCUUUUCAAUAUUUGAUAUACAUAUUAUUAUCAAGGUAUCUAUUAUGUUGUCCGAUGUCUGGUUGUGUAGAAUUCUGUUAUAAGUACUCCGUUUAUAGUGUUCGUUCGGUUAUUGCGACGAACAAUCGAUGUCUUAGCUGGUCCCCACAAAAAUAUAUAAAAGGACCUGCGCUUGGUUAUAGCGUCCUCCGGGAAUCGUUAUAACCGCAUUCUACUGUACUGUAUAUAUUGGGAUCUACAAUGCAGAUAGUUCUAGCACUAACAAGAUAAUCUACAUAUAUAUUUUAUAUAUCUGUGGUCUUCGAUCUAUACUUGUCAAGGAAUAUAGGCAUGAAGUGAUUGUAGAGUAUAUAUAAAGUAUUUAUCUUCUUCUUUAUAAAAUUUAAGUCUAACUAAUGUUUCGUUCUUUGGAUAUAGCUAGUCUUAUGCUAUUCAAAACUGAAUGCCUAAGUAGUAUUCUUUAUAAAUAUUGGAUAUCAUAUUUUAUAUGGUGUAGCUAUUAUUGAAAAGAUCAUUUAAUCUUCGGCUAAGGUCGAAGUCAAACUUAAUCUAAUUCCUAGGUCAUUUACCUAGGCGAAUUCUAAAUAUAGUUAAUGUUAUGCCAUUGUA